Hemibagrus wyckioides is the source of this 2176-nucleotide messenger RNA. RefSeq lists its product as uncharacterized. Lineage: Eukaryota; Metazoa; Chordata; Actinopteri; Siluriformes; Bagridae. The coding region runs from base 72 to 1925 and encodes 617 amino acids. The transcript has 10 exons. The record is from RefSeq and is a predicted model, not a curated record.
AGAGGGUGUGGGACAACCUGACUGAGCACCAGGACUCCUCUGCAAAACCUGGACCCCAGCUCUGAGACAAUAUGACUGACAGAAAUGUUAAAAUAAGUGGGGGGGCAGUUAGAUAUGGAGCCACUUAUGGAGGCAACCGUCUGUUCUCAGGAGGCAAAGGAGGCGCAGGUUCUAACAUAGUUCUGUCCCGUUCACUUGGCCUGGCAAGGGGCACUGGAGCCAUCAGUGGAGGUCAUGGUUUGGGGCUUGGAUAUGGAAGUCUAGGUCUGGGGUUUGGUGCUGGUGCAGGUGCUGGUGCAGGUGCUGGUGGAGCAGGCUUCGGCCUGGGUGGAGCAGGUUUUGGCCUGGGUGGAGCAGGUUUCGGCCUGGGUGGAGGCACACUUGCCCUAGGUGGUGGUUUGGGAUUGGGAGCUGUAGGUGCCAGAAUCAGCAGCUUCAGGGCCGGUGUGGCUCCUCUAAGAGCUCGUCUGGGUGGCCGUGUCUUCAAAAUUGGAAGUUACGGUUUUAAUCCUUCUUUUUUGAGUGCCAGCACCACAGUGGAUGCAGGUGUCAGUCCAGUGCCCACCAUUGACCCCACACUCCCAUCCAUGGACACCGUGCAGGUUACACGCUUGAAGGAGAAAGAAGAGCUGCAAACCCUCAACGACAAAUUUGCAUCCUUCAUUGAUAAGGCUCGGUCACUGGAGCAGCACAAUGCUAUACUCAAAGCCAAGAUUGCCAUGUUCACCAAUCCUGAGCAGGGCGGUCCUGCCAACACCACCAUCCUGCUCACAUCAGCUAUAGGAAACUACAAAUUACAGAUUGAUGCCCUUACUGCCAAUAAAGAGGCCAUCAUUGCUGAAAUAGAACACUAUAAAGGCAUCAUCGCUGACGUUCAAGCCAGAUAUGAAGAGGAAGUGGCUCAGACCAAAUCUCUGGAGCCGGAGUGGAGCACUCUAAAAGAGGAAGUGGACAACCUUUACCUUACCAUUUUUGAGCUGCAAGCUGGCAUUACUGGUCUGGAAGAUCAGAUUGCUUUGUCCAAGCAAGUGUAUGAUACUAAAGUUAAAGAGGUCAGGAAUAUUGUGACCGGCAGCGUGAAGUCAGCUGUCUCCAUCUCUGUGGAUAACACAGCACAGGCGCAAGACCUGACCUCUGCCCUUGCUGAGGUUAAAGCUCACUAUGAAGCUCUGGCACAUCGCAGCAAACAGGAUGCACUUCUCUCCGUGCAGGACAGUCUCUCCAUGAUGACUGUUUCGUCUCAGCCCAGUAUUCAGUCCCUCACUACAGCUAAAGAGGAGCUGCGAGUCUACAAACUACAGAUUGACUCCGUGCAGAGGGAAAUUGACCGACUCAAAUCACUGAACGCCCAGCUGGAAUCUCAGGUGGACGAUGCUGAAUCCCACUCCAACUCACACACAGAGACCUACCAGGAGCAAGUGGACGUGCUCAAGUCCCAGCUGGAUGACCUCAGAAAGCAAAUUACACAUUACGGACAAGAAUACCAGGAACUUCUGGCCAGCAAAAUGUCUCUGGAUGUCGAAAUCACAGCUUAUAAAAAACUCCUGGACAGUGAGGAGAACAGGCUGAAGUCUGGGGGCGGUGUCACGGUGCACAUGUCUAAGACAGCAGUAGGAAGAGCAGCAGGAGGUGCAGGAGGAGGUGCUGGAGCUGCUAUGGCUCUUGCUGCAGGAGGAGGUGGAGGAGGAGGCGGCACUAGUCUUUCCCUCGGAGGUGGAUAUGGCUAUGGUCUGGGUCUGGGUGUAGGUGGCUUGGGAGGUGGCCUUGGAGGUGGUUUUGGAGGUGGUCUUGGAAGUAGUUUUGGAGGUGGCCUUGGAGGUGGUUUUGGAGUGGGAUUAGGAGGAGGAGGAGGAGGAGGAGCCGGUGGGAGUAGCUAUGUAUCCUCCAGCUUGAGCAGCAGUGCUCUCUCAACCAGUGUUUACUGAAGAAACUGAAUCAUCCAGCCUCUUGAAAACACUGAGUGGCAAAAACAACAGCAUUGGUCCAAAUAUUGCCUCCUGAAUUACUCUUUAUUUUUCUUCCUUAAAGCUAUACUGUCUCCCAUCUCCACAAACACUUCAAGAUCCUACAGCUCGAUGAUAUUGGCUUGUUUUAUUUUUACGUAUUCAAUAAAACACUUCCUACUUUUAAAAUUCAUACUGCGGUAAGAGACCCAAAUAAAACAGUGUUCAAUUAA